AUGGACGCAAGAACAGGAGCUGCAGCCGCCAACACGAACAUUUUCGAACCCCUUUCCGAUUUCGUGCAAGAGGCAGAAUGCGACACUCUCCUCGUGUAUCUUCCUGGCUUCACAAAAGAGCAAUUGAGAGUGCAGCUAACAAAAUCAGGGCUCCUGAAAAUCAGCGGCACUCGGCCUACUGGCGAAAACAAGUGGAGCAGCUUUCAGAAGGAUUUUCCGGUCUCGGCAAAUUGCGACACCACAAAAAUCACUGCCAAAUUCGAAGACGGCAUACUCUACGUGAGGCAGCCGAAGCUCAUUGUCCCAGCCAAUAAUAACAAAGAGGACAAAAAAGAUUCACCCUCAAAAGCCCCACACGAGCCACCACCGGCUCCAAAACCCGAUCAAGAACAAGCUCCCAAACAGAAAGAACCAGCCGAGGACAAAGAAGCAAAACCCACAAAAGACGUGCCGGAAAGUAGCAAGAAAACAGACGAAAGAAUUAGCAACGACCAAAAUCAAGAAAACGUGUCGGGAAAAAAUGAAACUAGUUACGUUACAGGUAAAGCUAAAUUGGACGAUUAUAAGGUUGAAGCAGAAAGUCCGGCGUAUAGAUUGAAGAUGGCGAGGCAGAAGGUCACGGUGGCCGUGGCAUUGCUCUUAGCUUUCGCGCUCGGCAUGUACAUUAGCAAUUUGCUGUCUGUGUUUUUCAGAAAAACAGAGGACUGA
Striga hermonthica is the source of this 708-nucleotide messenger RNA. The record is from the annotation of a GenBank genome assembly. Lineage: Eukaryota; Viridiplantae; Streptophyta; Magnoliopsida; Lamiales; Orobanchaceae.